Hymenoscyphus albidus is the source of this 2402-nucleotide messenger RNA. The record is from the annotation of a GenBank genome assembly. Lineage: Eukaryota; Fungi; Ascomycota; Leotiomycetes; Helotiales; Helotiaceae.
AUCCAACAUCCCGUAGACCAUAGCCUGACCAUCUCCAACGUCAAAUAAUCUCCACUGCAGCUAACCUCAGUCGCGUCACGUGUCGUUCAUCAGGUCCCGAUCAUUCAGGGCAGGGCUGCCACCGUGUGCGCGGAAGGGAAUCUGGACCUGAGGGACCGGGCUUGAGUCUUGAGAGCUGCGUUGCGUUUCCUUGUCUUGCCUUGCGUUUGGACGCCCUUCAAACAGCUCAGAAGUUAGGACAACAUUCAAGCGGCGGCGGCUCUUCAUCGCCCUUGGCGAGCGAGCCUUGGUGUCCAGAUGAGAGAGCCAUUCCAUCCACCACUUCAAGCUCACGCUCACGCUCGGGAUUCAAGAUAAUCCAUAACUACUUAUUCCGUCCUCAAUGGCCUCGAUUACCAAGGGCUCGGCCGCCUAUAAGAAGAAAGAUGGAACUCUGGGCAUCACCCAAAACGAGAAAUCUCUUCAAUGGCUGCCUCUGGGUGCCUCGGCGGACAAAGCGGUGACGAUUGCCAUUGCAGACAUCACCAGUAUGUGAAGCCCUUGGCGGCGUUCGUCUGUAAAAAAAAGAUACUGAACUGCAUAUUUAGAUCUACAGCAGACCCCGGAAACCGCCCCCAAGGUGAUGCUCAAGAUAUUUGAGAAAUCACCUGACGCCCCGGAAGCGGUCACUCAUCUGUUUCAUUUCAACUCACCAUCCAAUCCUCGUGGCGAGGCAAAUGCGGUCAAAGAUGUCUUGACCAACUUGAUCAGUGCCCUCAAAGCAAAGGAUGCCAGUGUGCCGACGGCAAAUGGCUCAGCUCCAGCCUCAGCAGCAAUGGCAAUGGCCAGCGCGGUGACCUCGAAACAGGGCUUAGUUGCGGCCAAAUGGUUUGAUGACAAUGCCUUGAAAGUCGAUAUAGAACUCCAGCAAUCUCUGAUGAAGAAAGACCCCUCGCUUCAUGGCACGUAUAUGGAAGCAUUACGGACGAAACCAGACACCAUUUCCAAUUCCCAGUUCAAUUCUCAAUUCUGGUCUACGCGAACGAACAUUUUAAGAGCCUUUGCUGUUGAAACUAGCCAGAAGAAAGGUUCCUACAAUGUUUUGUCUGCCGUGAAGCCACGACAGGUGGAUGGAGAGCUCAAGAUGAAUAUUAGUGCUGAGCAAAUCCAACUCAUUUUCAAUCAGCAUCCGUUGAUAAAGCGUGUCUACGAUGAGAAUGUCCCCAAACUCCAUGAAAACGAAUUCUGGUCUAGAUUCUUUCUGAGUCGACUAUUCAAGAAACUCAAGGGAGAGCGAAUUGUCGAAACUGAUGGCACAGAUCCUACUUUUGAUAGAUAUCUGGAUGCUACUGCAGACAUAGGUCCAAUUCAGCGCUUACUGGGCUUACACAUACCAAAUGUGAUUGAUCUCGAGGGAAAUCAAGAGAAUCAAGGAGGCAGCAAAGGUGGAAAUCGUGCUGAUUUUACCAUGAGACAAAACUCAGUAGCCAAAGUACCAAUCGUUCGAAUCUUGAAUAGCUUGAGCGAGAAGAUUAUGGCAAACGUUGCUCCGUCGGAUGUCGACCCGGCAGAUCCCAUUGGCAUGGACGAAGAGACAUUCAAUGCUCUGGCCUUGCGGGAUCUGCAAGGCGAUUCUGAAGAGAACCGGAUUAUGCUCAAUAUCAAGCAACAAAGCCAAUUUUUCGCCAAUGAAAAGUCGGAAGUUUCUGCUGAAGCUGCUCUGUAUGCGAAGCAAGUACCUGCUGAGGUACUAUCGAACAUGCGUUUCGACGUCAAUCCUCAGCACAUGAACCACCGAGUUGGUGGAGGAUUAGAUUUGAGUUCAGCUAUUGGAGUUAUAGAAGACAGUGACAGUGAUGAAGAGCCUGAGAAAAAAGUCCCACACGUAGGCAGUAAAUCCAGCCUAAACGACGCCAAAGACCAAAUCUUAGAGGGAGUGAAAUCUCGCCGCACAGAGAUCAUUGGGUCCGAUGCCCAGUCUUCAUUAUCUGGUCUCUCGCAGAAAAUAUUCGAUAGGCUGACGUUGACACACGCAACGACGACAGAGUUUCUCCACCACUUCUGGCUUGUCUUUCUCUCAGGAGACCCUGAUCGUGCGGGUGAAUUGGCGAAAAUGGUAGAGACCUUGGAAAGAGCCAUGGAUCGCAUCAACUCUGUGGCAAAUGAUGCCGAUGCCGAAAGAGACGAGAUUAUCCGAAGGCACAAACAGCAGAUCAGAGAUCAUUUUGAGAGAACGGGCAAGAAAUUGCCAUUGAACUCUAGCGCGAUUGGAGGCGGUGGAAAAGUGGUGAGAGAAAUGAUGGAACCGACCAUCAAAACAUUGCACAAGGCGACCAAGGAGUAUAAAAAGGCGCUUACGGCAGAGGGGAUUGAUACAUCUUAGUUAAUGUGGGUGCAGGUGUAAUUGCAGGUUUUUGAUAGGU